AACUUUCAGUCUUUCUCAGGAAACCUUCACUCUGUCAACAUGUUGUCGUCUGUGUUGCUGCUGCUGCUCAUCAGCGGAGCUCAAGCUUCUUACUAUGGCGUCGUCUUUAGCUACUCUGUUGGAGACCUUCAGCCAGAUGGAUACCCAGAAUCCAAUAAUUUUAAGGUGAGCUUCAGCUCUUGUGAAGAGUUUAACUCUUGGUACUGUGAUGGAGACUGUAGCGAGUACCCAGUUUAUCCAGUUGAUGAAAGAGGAAGUGAUUGGUGUCAGACGGCCUACACUGAGACUCUCUCAGCCUCAUUCCUGUCUGCAUUAGAUUAUCCGUUUGAUGCUACAAACUGGACAGAAAACAGAAAUGGGAUUGAACUAUCGGCAGCUACAUUGCUCAUUGAAAUAAGAAACCGUUCUGACAUCAACAAACCAAACUCAUCACCCCAAACCACCAUCAUCCCUCUGCUGAGAGUUCCUUCAAACUGUCAGAGAAACAUCAACCUGCUGGUCUCAGACCCAGAUGGAGACGACAUUAGAUGCAGAUAUGCAUUGUUUCCAGAGUGCAACAUCUGCACUCCUCCGUCUGUCCUCAGUGUCUCAUCAUCUUGUUCUCUGUCAUUCAGUCCCACCAACAGCAGCGCUGAAGGUCCGUAUGCGGUUCAGAUGGUGGUGGAGGAUUUUACCGGGCAGAACAUUACUCUCACUAAUGGCAAUAACUCACAGGAGGUGAAACCUCAGAAUGACGCCAUCAGCAAGAUCCCUGUCCAGUUUGUUUUCAGAGUGGAUCCUGCAGCUCCGUCCUGCACAGAAGGUGAAUAUCUGCCCAGGUUUCUGCCUCCAACUCCUGAACAUGGAGCUCAGAUCCUCACCAACGUUAACCAGACUCUAGAAAUCAUCGUCAGAGCAGAAGCAACCCAGGCUGAGACCACUGAGCUCCUGUUCAGCGGACCAAUAGGUUUAGCCAAGAGUUCAUCAGGAUCAGGAAACUUCAGCCUGACAUGGACACCAUCAGCCAGGGAUGCAGGACUGAAACAAACUCUCUGCUUUGUUGUCCAAGCAAAUUCCUCCGGCUCCGUCUACCAGUCUGACUUUCGAUGUGUCUUUGUGACGACUGGGAGCACUGCAGCAACUGUUUCCCCUCCCACUACAACGGCAACCGCAUCAACUACAUUCAUGACAAUCCAACCUCCAUUCACAACUACACCUCCACCAACUACACCUCCACCAACUACAACUGCACCUCCACCAACUACACCUCCACCAACUACACCUCCACCAACUACAACUGCACCUCCACCAACUACACCUCCACCAACUACACCUCCACCAACUACAACUGCACCUCCACCAACUACGACUGCACCCCCACCAAUUACGACUACACCUCCACCAACUACAACCGAUCAACCCACCACAAUAACUGCACUUCCUUCAACUACUACGAUUGUGUUCCCACCAACUACCAACCUACCCACUGCAACAUUUGCACCAGGACCAUAUUAUGUUUUGGCUCUGAAUGCAAAGCUUUACACUUCACUAUCACUGGAGAAUGACUCUGCAACCAUCAUAAAGCUGAUCAAAGAUGAGCUGAAAAGACGAGGGCUGCCUCCAGAUAUAAUGUUAAAGCUGUUAAGUGAUGGUGUGGUGAAGGCGACAGCCUGAAUCUGAGCCUCGAUGUGGCUAGAAAUAUGUUUCCUUCAGUUUUUCUUCACAUUCAGGGGGUUAUACUUAUUUUGGUGAACCAUAAUGAAAAGUUAUUAUCCAGAAUACUCUAAUGCAUAAUAUUUCCAGCUGUUUACCAAUUAUAAAAUUAUAUAGUAACACUGUUUUGUUGGCCUAGUAAUAGAAUAAAGCCUUUAAAAAGACAGCUUUUGGAGAAAAUUCAGUUUCCAGAAGAGCUUUGUACCAAAACCAAAGAUCCUUCAUUUAGGAUCCCAGACUCGCUUCUCGAUGUUAAAAUCAAGGUUUUCUGCAUUCUUUGCAUUUUACGCUGGAAACGGUUCUUGAUGAUAUUUUGCUGACGGCUUUACCUUUCUGUUUUUGUGCAGAAUAAAUUUCUAUUAAAAGUAUUUUAUGUAGAUACAGUCUGUCAUGGUUAAAAAACGUGAAAAGCUGAAAAGGCGAAAAGUGAAAAGUUGUGAUUAUGAACAAAACUUGGCGUGAGAGGAAUGCUCCAAAUGAAAGUAAUUUUACUCUUGUUCUGUUAUGAAAUGCUGAUGAGUUU
Molecule: messenger RNA, 2215 nt
Organism: Xiphophorus couchianus (Monterrey platyfish)
Lineage: Eukaryota; Metazoa; Chordata; Actinopteri; Cyprinodontiformes; Poeciliidae
Product: flocculation protein FLO11-like
Exons: 11
Coding region: 40-1653 (537 amino acids)
Source: RefSeq, a predicted model, not a curated record